AAACUCAAAGCGUUUCAUUGCGCGGUUGCGCGUUCGCCAGCGAAAUGGCGUCGGAAGCGGAGGCUUCAUGUAUAAGUGACCCUAAUUUCGCGGUUAUCUGCUCUUUUUUAGAGCGGUUUGCUGAAACAUGUGGUAUUGCACAUCCAGACUUUAAAGAUCUGCAGCAAAUGUUAGAAAACUGUGAGCAAGUUGACACUCAGCUGAUAGAUUUACACAUCAAGCUGCUAAGAAAGGCCAGGAAGUCAUUCACUUCCGAGAAAUGGGAAAAAGCCCUAGUAAAGUUUUGUCACAUCCACAACCAGGAAGAUGCGACACACAUUGAAACUAGUGGUUACUUGAAGGUGCCUCUGUCAAACAAAGUUAGGAUCUUAAAGACACUCUUAGAAUCCCAAUUUGAUAUGAACAUGAAGUUUAAAGCGGCAAUCAACAAAUUGACUGCUUCUGAACUUCGAUUGGCACCUUUAGGUCGUGACACUGAUGGUCAAGUCUAUUGGGUCCAGCAAGAUGACAGCCUCAACAUCAGGGUUUAUCAAGAAGAUGAGGAUGAACAAUCUUGGAAACUUGUUGUGAAUGACAGGGAGUCUCUUGCACAGCUCAUCACAAAGUUGUCAGGUGGGAAGCUGGGGCCUGCAGAGCUUGACAGAGCUGUCUUGGAUGAUGACAGUGCCCAGAGCCAAGAUGAUGAGGAUGAAGAAAUCCAGCCAGAUGACAUUUUGCUGGACACAGGACAGCCUGAAGACGCCAAACCCCCUGGUUUAACCAACGGCUCACAUAAGAAGAAAAAGAAGAAACACCACGAAAAACCUAUAAAUGAGGCUGAUGCUAAUAACUGCGAGGAAGAGGAAAAGGAGGAGGAGGAGGAGGAAAAAGAUGGGCUAGAGCAAGAAAAGAAAGAAGUUGCACCAGUACAGAAUGAAGCUGCUGCUGAAUCCACUGAUUUAAAACGCAAGGCAGAAGACGACACACCUGAUGCCAAAAAGUCGAAAGUGGAGGUUGGCGAAGCAAUAGAGGAGCCUCUCAUGCUAGUUCAGGGUGAAGGCAAUGGAGCAGACUGUGAUGCUGUGUUUGGGGAAGCCAUUGAAGAGCCUGUGAUGUUCUUUUGUGGUGUUGGAUCUGGUAGAGAGUGUGACACUGGGAAUCCAGGUGAAGGAAAAGAUGAAGAAAAGGAGCCGAGGAAAGAUGCAGCUCAAGAAAACAAAAAUGACAAUUCUCCAUCCAAGUCUGCAGUGUGGAGCAUUGAUCAAAUUUGCGGUACCAGCAAACCAAGUCAGUCGUCAUUUUCAAUGGGCAUGAUGUUUGGUAAUUUGGCUAAGCCAACUUUUGUGUCCAGCCCUGAGAAGCCUUCAUUUUUCAAUGUUAACUUCGCAGCAAAUGCUAAAUCUGCUUACGCUCCCGAGUCAAACCAAACUACUAAGACUGAGGAUGCGCAAAAUUCUGGGGAAAUAGCGCAAUGUGAGCAUGAAAGUGUUGCGGAUGUGACUAGCCAGGCCCAAGAACAAUCUCAGUGCAAAGAAGAAUCUAGUGAAGUUAAAAAUGAGGAAGUGGAACCAGUGUCUGAGAGAGUAGUAAAUGACUUGACUGAUGCGAAAGUUGAAAGUCCAGCACAGACCACAGAGGAAUCAAAUCCCCUUGUUGAGAGUGCAGAAGUUGUUCCUGACCAACCAUCCACGUGUGUAUCUGAUCCUGAUCAGAAGAAUAAUAAUUGUGUUGAUGCUCCAAUCUCGGAAAAUAUAGUUGCCAAGCCGAAAAGCGAAGAAACUUCAAUUCCAUUGCAAGAUUCUGUAAAUUCCUCUGAGUCUGCAAAUGCGGCUGACGCAAAAGAUAAUUCCUGUAUAGAAUCUCUUCCCCACGACACCUCAACUGAGAACACAAUUAAAGAAGAAAAAGCACCAGAACCGACACCAAGCUCACUAGAGGACGAAACUAGCAUGGAGGUUGAUGCUGAAACAUGUGAGUCACCACUUAAGAAGAAGGGUGAAAGCGAGAAAGUCCCAAGUCCAGACAGCAAAGUUAAAGAUUGUGAGAAAACUGAAGUUGCUGGGUCUACGCAACCAGUAGAGUCUAUUCCACCACUUGAAGGUCCCUCUCUGUCAUUGAAGUCUACUCCACCGCCAGAAAAGCCUACCCCAUCCCCGAUGGAGGCUACUCCUCCAGAAGAGCCUGCUCCUCCAGUUAGGCCCACUCCUCCUGUGGAGCUUGCACCCAUACCAGUUGCCCCUUUGAAUGAAGAUGAGCCAACGGAUGUUGAUGAGAAAAUAGAAAAUAAUACCACUGAUAAAAUUGAAACUGCCAGGUCAAAGGCAAAUGCUCAACAAAAACCAGUUGUCAAAGACGAAGAACCUAUGGAAGUAUCACUCCCUUUAGAGCCAAGUGAAGAACAAUGUGAUGCAACCAAAGAAUUGGAGGACUGUGCAGCUAAAGAAACCAUUUCAGGUUCACUGGACAGGAAAAAAGAUGAUGAAAAGGCAGCUAAAAGUAAUGAGAAACACAAUGAUAACGAUUCAAAGGUAGCAUUAAAUGAUGAUAAACCUGAAAACGAUCGAGCAGACCUAGAGAAGGUUGAAAAAACAAUGAAUGAUGUACCUGAAGAUUCCAUGGUUAAAACUCUCGAACUCAACGAAGCUAAGGUGGAAGAAGUCGUAAAAAAGGAGCCGUUGACUGUUGCAUCUGCACUUACAUUUGAUUACGAUCCACCAGCAAGUCCAGAGGAUCAGCUGGUCAUUGAAGCACCACAACGGGCCAUGAGAGGCAGAGGUCGACCGGCCAGACGAAAGAUUUUGGGCAACACAACUCCAUCUCCUGACAAAAAUAUAGCUGAAUCUCCUCCAGCAAAAUCCACUACCGCUCCCAGGAGAGGCAGAGGCCGGGGAAGGGGCCGCCCACCCGGAAGACCCAAAAGUGGGAGACUUGAUGCACUUGCUGGUGAAAGUGACGAUAGCAAAGACAGUGGAAGUCCUGAUGUCGCAGCUGAGAAGUUGGACGAAGGCUUUCUGGGCAAAAGAGUCAGCCGAAGAAUAGCUCUAAUACGUCAAAAAGAAGAGGAGGAAAGAAAGAAAAAGGAAGCCGAAGCAUUGGCGGAAAUGCAGAGGAAAAGAGAGCUGGAUUUGCUGCGUAAGCAGCAAGUAGAUGAGCAGAGUUCCCCUGAAUCAUCUUCCGAACCUGAAUCGGAGGCAUCUAGUAAUGCUGAAGUUAGAACUAAAAGGAAAUACACAAGGAGAAAGAAAAAAGAUGGAGACUAUGGGGCUGAUGAACAACUGAAAAAGAAGAAAAAGAAAAAGAAGAAACAUAGGAGGAGGAAGGGUGGUGCGGGAAAUCCCUGGGAAUCCUCAGACUCAAGUGACUCAUCUGAAGAAAGUGACGGCCUAGAACCAGAAGAAGAGGAUGACUAUGAUGCGGUCCCAGAGUUAAAAUCUGAUCAUGAAUUCUCUCCAGAGUCUGAUUUGGAAUUGGGACCAGGAGAGGAGCACCAACCUGCCAGAAGAGCCAGGACUGCGACAGCCAAGAAAGAAAAAUCUCAAAAAGCCAAAGCUGAAGAAGAGGAGGAGGAGGAGGAUGAAUACAGAUGUCAGAAGUGUCAAAGUGGAGACCGUCCUGAAAUGAUUCUUCUCUGUGACUCGUGUGACCUCGGCUGUCACACAACAUGUCUUAAGCCAGAACUGCACUUGGUACCUGAAGGAGACUGGUAUUGUCCUCCAUGCGGGCAAAAUCGUCUCAUCGAAAAGCUCACGUCAACCUUGAGAGAACUGGACAAGGCGUCACGGAAGAAGUCAAAUGCUGAGCUCAGAAAGCAGCGGCUUGCAUAUGUCGGCAUUUCUCUCUCCAAUAUCCUUCCUCAAAAGGAUGAGGAAACUGAAGAGAGUGAAGAGGAACAGGACGAUUCAGUUGUGUCUGAAGCAGGUUCAGAACUAAAAGAAGCUCUGAAAGCUGUUGACGAGGAGGAAGAUAAUGCCAGCUCAGGUAGUCCUACCACAGAAAGCAGUGCAUCUGAAGAGGAAAAGUCUGAGGAAGAUGAAGAAAUGUACCCACUGCGUCAACGAAGGGCAGCUGCAACUGUUAAAUACGAUUUCCAAGAAUAUGAUGAAAUGAUCAACUCUGCAAUUCAAGAUGAGGUAGAUCUCGCCAAGGGUGCUGGGAACCAAGGAAAGGGGAAGGAUAUUGAUACUAUUGUUAAUGCUAAUGAGGAGGAGGAGGAGGUUGAAGGGAAAGACAAAACUUUUGAACCAGAAAAGGUUGAAAAGAAAGUUGAGGAAAAAGAAGCGGUGAAAGAGUCAGAAUCUGAGCCAGAAGAAGAGGAUGAUGAUGAUGACGACGAUGACGAUGAUUUAAACAAAACAGCCAUGAAGCGUGCAGCUAGGGAAAGAGAACGCUUAGAAAUUAUCGCAAACGCUAACAUGACUAAGAAGAAGCAGAAGAAGAAGAGCAUUGCCUGUCUAGAUAUCUCAAGUGGCGAUGAUGACCACGCAUCUGAUGAAGAUUUUGUUGGCUAUGACAGUGACUUUGAUGAAGAUGAGGAGGAAGAGGUGUCCAUGGAUAGUGGUGAUUCCGAUGUUGUUCGACGCAGGGGGAAGAAAGGCUCUGGUCCAGUGAGGAGGUCUAACAGGGCCAGGCAAUCUCGUUAUGACAAGGAGUUCAUUGAUGACUCUGAGGCAUCUGACGAGAGUGUCAAAGCGAAAAAAAGCAAGGGAGGAAGGAGCAAAGGCUGGCUAGGUUCAGAUUUUUCUGAAAGUGAAGACUCUGAGAGUGAUGAUUCAGACUGGAGAGGUAAAAAGAAGAAGAAAAGAAGAACACCUGCGAGGGCCAGGGCUCCCGCAAGAAGUAAGAAGAGAGGUGGUAAAAAGAAAAAUUCAAAAGCACCGGCCAGAAAAAGGCCCCCUCCUAAAGAUUCUGACUCUGACAAGCCUGUUGUAAAGAAACCUCGUCCACCUAAAGCAGAUAGACCAAAGAGUCCAGUGGUUAUAGAAAAACGAACAACAAGGGGGAAGAAAAUCAACUAUCAAGAAAUAGUUGGAUCAGACAGUGAUGAUGCAAAACCUAGUCGGGUGAAAGCAAAGAAGCAGCAUUUUGUUAGUGACGAAGAGGAUUUCAAGCCUGAAGAGGUAGAGACAACCCCAAAUCGCAACGGCACAGUGCUUGCUGCUAAAGUUUCAUCACCAGUCAAAGCACACGUUCCACCUCCAAUCCAACUCUCAGGGCCCUCCAAAAAUGAUAAACCGACAGUCAUAACGAAGGUACCAGUGACUGAUGAAGCAGAUGAGCUGCUUAUUCCCACCACCCUGAAUCCUCCUGUCAAGGUUGUUGGCGUUCCUCUUGAGGCAACGACGCCUGCAUCGAUUCCUGCUGCUGCGCAGUACUCACCAAACAAGUACCAGCUGCCUGCUACCCCUUCUCCACAGGAGUUUCAAGUGCGCCCUCCUGUCCGCUAUCCAACCUCGGCACCGCCGCUGACGCCUCAACAGCCUCUGCCACCCGCCGCAUUCAGGGGGCCUAACGUGCCGUUGCGGCCGCGGUUCGAAGGCAAAGAGUUGCCCAUGGUGCGGGGACAGUACCAACCUCCCUCUGCGUACCAAGGCCCCCCGCAGCCGUUUUACUAUGGGCCGGAAGACUACUACGAUUCGUAUCCUCAGGAAACGCCUACCACCUUUGAAACACCAACAACUGCACCCCCACAAGGCUCAACAGGGGAAGACGAGGUUGGAGAGUUUGGAGGCCUCGUGUCUUACUUCUCAAGUCAGCGCGAAGACGACCUCGAGUCGUAGACUGUCAUUUUGUAUUCACUCGAAUGUACAUAAUAAUUUAUGAUUAUGCCGUUUUUAUUUUGAGCUGCCACAAUAGUUAUAUUUCUGGAAACAUUAUGUGGACUGGCCUCUCAUGUGUAAAUAAAAAUAGACCAUAUCUGGAGAUGUGAAUAAAUUAUGUUGAACUCA
Cloeon dipterum is the source of this 5924-nucleotide messenger RNA. RefSeq names its product remodeling and spacing factor 1-like. The record is from RefSeq and is a predicted model, not a curated record. Gene Ontology annotation, cellular component: chromatin; RSF complex. NCBI's taxonomy places the organism in Eukaryota, Metazoa, Arthropoda, Insecta, Ephemeroptera, Baetidae. Gene Ontology annotation, molecular function: histone binding. The transcript is spliced from 19 exons. The coding region runs from base 45 to 5756 and encodes 1903 amino acids. Gene Ontology annotation, biological process: negative regulation of DNA-templated transcription.